This is a messenger RNA of Sitodiplosis mosellana (orange wheat blossom midge), 1340 nucleotides long. Its product is annotated as cysteine protease ATG4B-like. The transcript has 8 exons. Lineage: Eukaryota; Metazoa; Arthropoda; Insecta; Diptera; Cecidomyiidae. The record is from RefSeq and is a predicted model, not a curated record. Bases 156 to 1271 code for a protein of 371 amino acids. Gene Ontology annotation, molecular function: protein-phosphatidylethanolamide deconjugating activity.
CAGAUUAUUGCUGUGUCAAUAAUUUCCUCUUUUCAUUGUUGUCUACUUUGUUUGUCAAACUUUUCUUAUUGUUUAUCAGAAAUUUUUUCUACCUUUUUUAACUAGUUAAACAAAAAUUGAUCGACUUUAAAAUUAGUCAUCCAUUCUACUGAUAAAUGAUAUUGAAUGAAAUCUUUGCAAAAAUUCGAAGAAUGGACCUUUACUUAGCACAAGAUAGCAAUAUAAUUGAAACAGACGACAUUCCCCGAGAGACGAGAGACCCUGUGUGGGUUCUUGGUCGUCGUUACAAUGCCAUUCAAGAACUCGAUCUCAUCAGGAGAGAUGUUGCAACUCGACUGUGGUGCACUUAUCGGAAAGGCUUUGUUCCUCUCGGAAGGCCACAACUUACAAGUGACAAAGGUUGGGGAUGCAUGUUACGUUGCGGCCAAAUGCUGCUAGGACAAGCGCUGCUGGAUCUGCAUUUGGGAAGGGAUUGGUUUUGGACUCCUGAAACACGCGAUCCAACAUAUUUGAAAAUUGUGAAUAGAUUUGAGGACAGUAGAAAGAGUCCCUUUUCAAUCCAUCAAAUAGCACUAAUGGGUGACUCUGAAGAUAAAAGAGUGGGUGAAUGGUUUGGGCCGAACACGAUAGCUCAAGUUCUCAAGAAAUUAGUCAAAUAUGACGAUUGGUGUUCGAUAAAUAUUUUUGUCGCUCUAGAUAACUGCGUUGUGAUCGAAGAGAUAAGAAAAUUAUGCGAAAAAGACGAUAAUACAUGGGUUCCGCUGUUGCUUAUUAUUCCGUUGAGGCUUGGAUUGAGUGAGGUGAAUCCGAUUUACAUUGAUCGCCUGAAGAAAAGUUUCGAAAUUCCAGGUACAUGUGGCUUAAUCGGUGGUCGACCAAAUCAAGCUCACUACUUCAUAGGCUAUGUGGGUGAUGAAGCACUGUAUCUAGACCCGCAUACAACUCAGAAGUGUGGCAGUGUUGGCGAAAAGAUGUCACAGAAUGAAAUUGAUAUGGACUCGAGUUAUCAUCAGAAAUUCGCAGCUCGCAUUCAUUUCGAAAGAAUGGACCCGUCGCUGGCGAUUUCUUUUCUUUGCCGUACUCGAACGGAAUUUGACGAACUUUGUACGAGACUCAAACUUGAUAUUUGCGGUGGCAGUCAACCUUUGUUCGAAAUUACAGAUAUGAAUCAGAUGCCAUGGCGAAAGAUGCCAGGACUACCGAAAAAUGAAUUCAUAGUUCCAGGACACAAUAUGCAUGAUUCGGAAGAGGACGAAUUUGAAUUUAUUUAAGUAAUUUCAUCUAAAUGCGUUAUGAAUAUGAAUGAAAACAAUAAAAACACUCUGCAAACACUCUUACAA